GGAACGCCUCCAGCUGGGGAGAGGGGGAGUGGCAGCACCCAGAGCUGCUUCCUUUCCUUGCAAGCCAGGUCUGGCCCUCAAGACUUACCCACUGUGCGGGGAGGGAAAGGGUAGCUGGCAUGGGGCUGGAGCACCAGCACAGGCUCCCUGCUGUGGGGGAAGGGGUGAGCCCACCUGCAAGAUGGUUGCAGACCACUAGUGGUCCCCAGACCAUACUUUGGCUAGUGUCCUAUGCACCAGGCCAGCCAUCGCCAGCCCACGGCUCGCGAGCCGCAUGUGGCUCUUCACCACCAAAAGUGCGUCUCUCGCAGUGUCCCCCCUAGCUCCCAAAGCAGCUGCUGGGACCUGGUUCCCUGUGCUCACCGGGUGCUCCCUGUGCUGUGCCAUCCAGCGCGGGAAAGCAAAAUGACACUGGCAAGAUGGCUGCCGGGAUCCUGAUGUGGCCAAAAAGCCAAAAGCCAAACCAGCGUUUUCAUUUAAAGAGUACACUUUUUUGGGGGGGUUUUUUUGCUCAACAACUCUUUCCACUAUGUCCACCACUAUUUUGCCUCUUUGUACUAGGCGAUGGUGGCUUUUGGCUUUGCUCAGUAAACCGAACCUAUGGGACCAGCCAACAGCUCCUAGCUUCAGCAGUUUCUCCAGAUUCGCCCCAGGACAAGGGAGAAGAGAAUGAGGCUCCUGAAGAAAGGAACUUCAUCCCCUUCACCCUUCCAGGGGCGGAGAGGGCGGGGGGGAGAUCUCACUGCAGGUGCCCCAGAGUUCCACAGCUACGGAGAAGCUCAGGGCUCUUCACAGACCGCUCUCAGAUGCAAGGGGUCUGCUCUGACCUGAGUAUUAGUAGUGCAUUGGGCAGGAGCCUCCGCCGAUGUAGCUUGAAGCGAUGCCAUUUGCACGGCCUGGGGAUUUGGCCCAAAUGGCCAAUGGCUGCCCCGGGAUUAAUUCUUCUCAUCUGUGCAGACUCCCCAGAUAGCUUUGACAAUGAGGAGGACUAUGACGACGUCUCCAUGUCUGAGGUGGGAGAGCAGAUGCUGCAAAGGCACCCGGCUCAUGCACAGAACACAGAUGCCACAAGCCCGGAAGGCACAGGGGUUUACGUGCUUGCCGGGAAACCAGCGUCGCUGAGUCCCCCAAGGACAGCGGACCCCCUUCCUGACUCCAACCACGGAAAGGGCCACAGAGCCAAGUCCAUCAUGACCCUCUACGUCCUGAUGGGGAUUUGCUUUGCAAUGUGGGCCGUCCUCCUCUCAGUGGCAGUGGUGAAGUACUCGGAGAUGUCAGAGGAGUUAAAAGGGUUAAACUAUAACUACUCGGAGAUGCUAACGAAUGUGCUGCAAGCCCUGGCCGAUGCUCGAACAGAGCGAGAAGAAAUCCAGAGCAACAUGAACAAAAGCUAUAAGGAACUGUGGGACAUCGCAGAGUCCAUCUGCAGUGCUCUGCCAGAGCCUUUACGCUGUCACGCAGGCUGGAAGAAGUUUGAGAAAGCCUGCUAUUUCUUUUCAAACAUGACAGGAGAUUGGACAUGGGCAAAGCAGUUCUGUGUUGAUCAAAAGUCUCACCUGGUUUCCGUUAACACUGAUGAGGAACAGGCUUUCUUGAAAGAACAUAGUGAGAGUGACAAGACGUACUGGCUGGGGCUGAGUGAUGCAAUGGAGGAAGGGAGGUGGCAGUGGGUAGACCAGAGCACAUAUUCUACCAGCUUCUGGUACAUAGAGGGCCCAGACUCCAAGAGGGAGGAAGAAGACUGUGCCAGCAUGAGGCCUUCUGGGAUGUGGGAUGAUUCCAACUGCUCCCAGCCUAAUUACUGGAUCUGUGAAAAGAAAUGGAUCUGCUGACCCACUUCUCCAGAGUGCUCUGGCUGUGGAUCGAGCCGAAGUCCCAUUCCUUCUUCUGCAGCUGCUCAGUGGCAGAUGAGCACUCACUUCAGCUCCCCCCAAGAGCUGGCUUGCAGGUGCCAUUUCUCCAGUUUUGAUAGCGCUCGCCUGAUUCCUGCAUGUUAGUGAGGGAUUAUAGGUUCUGGAGUCCAAUUGAUCUUGAAAAAUCAGACCCGCUUACCUCCAGUGCCGAAUCAUUAUGAGCAAGAUCUACCCAGCGCUGCUUGUGUCCUUAACUCAAAUACGUUUUCUUUUUUUUCCUUUAAAUCGUUAUCCCAGUGUGGGGCUGAGGAGGAGGGGGUCAAUAUACUGGCUGCCUCAUGGAGCGAGGACAGCCCCAGUCCUUUCUUGCUGCAGCAGCUUGGGGCCAGGUGAGAAGCACCUCUCCAUGGCUGCUACCACUGCAGUGGGCACAGCCAGGGGCGGGGUGGCAUGUCCCCUGGCUGGAGGACAGACAGACACACAAACACACACAUUGUCUGAAAUAUAUAGUAGAGAGCUGUCCCUUUCUCCAUCCCUGCUCCCAGCUAGCCCAGUGCAGUUAUGGCUGUCCUGGUCCCCAUCUCUGGCCCCUUGCUGCCUCCCUGUGGUCAUUCUGUAGCAUAACAGUCCAUCCUGCCAGAUGCUCCCUUUCCAUUUUAUGAAAAACACUCAAACUCCAGACACAUCCCAUUGCCUUGGCACAACCAAACUAUUACCUUGCUUUAAGAUAUGACCAAGAGGAAGUGGCGGUCCUAGCACUUAUAAUUUAGGAGGGGUUCUUGAACAAAUGGACUCACAGAUGGAUGGCUAGACAGAUAGACACACAUUUCUAAAGUAUACAGUACGAUUCCUGUGAUUGAUAUAAACGAAUGUGGCAAGCAUGGGUUUGUUGAGGCUUGAUAUGCGUGAAUUGACUAAAGGAUUCUGGGAGCAGGAUUCCUUUUCCAUAAGACAGAUGGUAUGGAAAUGUACUGAGUGCGCUGAAAUGCACGUAUAGUUCAACACAGCACUUAGGUCCAUGAUGCUGUAAGACAUCAGGGUAGCCAACAUCCUGCUAUGAGGCUUUUGUAUGACUUUUGAACCAGUGAGCCUCAGAGUAACCAAGACCUUGCUUUGGGGACAUUUGAUAGACCAAGCGCUUGAAGAGAAGCGAAGAGAAGAGAAGAGACUCCGUCUAGGAGUUGAAGCUAUAUCUGCUUUGUUUGGCAUUCAGGAUACUGUGUAAGGUCAACAUAGUUACUGAAUGUUUAAGCUUAGGGAGCUGCCGGGCAUUGAGGGGAGUAUUAUAUAACCUUUUCCUGCAUGUGUGAUUCUCUCUAAAAUAAACAGCUGUACAUUGAGCAAACUAAACCAAGUUUUCACUGAUAUGGUAAUGAUCUGCUCAGCUGUGGGCCAUUAAAAGAUGUGUGUCAACACUGCCCAAGCUGUACCCACACUCUGGCUAAAAUGAUCAGCAGCUGAAACGUAAUUGUAUUGACAUGUAAGUGUUCACCACUGGGGUUCAGAAUCAACAGCCAUGUAAAACAAACAAGGAAAGUUCAUUUCUCUUGGAAGUAUGAGGCCCAAUUCUUUCACCUGUGUCUGUUUUAAACCAUGGCAACAACUGAUUUAAAUUUAGUUAUUUCUGCAACAAUAGUAUGUACCGAACUCUCAGAAAUGUUACUGUCCAUAGACUACUGGUAAUUUUUAAACUUAACAC
Molecule: messenger RNA, 3552 nt
Organism: Pelodiscus sinensis (Chinese soft-shelled turtle)
Lineage: Eukaryota; Metazoa; Chordata; Testudines; Trionychidae
Product: hepatic lectin-like
Source: RefSeq, a predicted model, not a curated record